AUGUGCCUUAAAAGAGAUGCUGCUGUGGAUGCCAAGAGGCAGAGAAAGGAGGCGGGAGCCAGACUGCGGAGAGAGGAGGUCAGGCCCAGGAUGGAGCUUCAUGAUGGAUGUGAUGGUGCAGAUAGAGUCAUCAGAGAGGGCAUCAGGAAGGUCAGCAGGAAGUCCUGUCUGCCUUGGUCCACCUGCCUCACCCCUCCUGCCCUUUGUCCACCUGCCUCACCCCUCCUGCCCUUGGUCCACCUGCCUCACCCCUCCUGCCCUUUGUCCACCUGCCUCACCCCUCCUGCCCUUGGUCCACCUGCCUCACCCCUCCUGCCCUUUGUCCACCUGCCUCACCCCUCCUGCCCUCCGUCCACCUGCCUCACCCCUCCUACCCUUUGUCCACCUGCCUCACCCCUCCUGCCCUCCGUCCACCUGCCUCACCCCUCCUACCCUCCGUCCACCUGCCUCACCCCUCCUACCCUCCGUCCACCUGCCUCACCCCUCCUGCCCUUUGUCCACCUGCCUCACCCCUCCUACCCUCCGUCCACCUGCCUUGAUCCAGCUGCCUCAGACCUCCUGCCCUUGGUCCACCUGCCUUGGUCCACCUGCCUCACCCCUCCUGCCCUCCGUCCACCUGCCUCAGACCUCCUGCCCUUGGUCCACCUGCCUUGGUCCACCUGCCUCAGACCUCCUGCCCUUGGUCCACCUGCCUUGGUCCACCUGCCUUGGUCCACCUGCCUCACACCUCCUGCUCUUGGUCCACCUGCCUUGGUCCACCUGCCUCGGCCCUCUUACCUCCGUCCACUUGUCUCUGUCCACUCUGAGUGUCCCGCUGCCUCCAAACCACUCACCUACACACUGAUCUGA
Molecule: messenger RNA, 849 nt
Organism: Knipowitschia caucasica
Lineage: Eukaryota; Metazoa; Chordata; Actinopteri; Gobiiformes; Gobiidae
Source: the annotation of a GenBank genome assembly